Nicotiana tabacum (common tobacco) is the source of this 490-nucleotide messenger RNA. Lineage: Eukaryota; Viridiplantae; Streptophyta; Magnoliopsida; Solanales; Solanaceae. The record is from RefSeq and is a predicted model, not a curated record.
AUGGCUGCCAUUAACAAUCAUUUCUCCUUCAUCUUCCUCCUUCUUACCCUUAUUUUUUCAUUGCAAAUCCAUGCAAGAGAAAGUCAAUUCUUAAACAAAAUCUCCAGCAACUACAAUGCUGAAAAAAAGACACAAGUAGUUAUUCCCGACAAAGAACAAGAACCAAACUUCUUGCCUGAAAAUGAAAAUAAUGGCUAUGGCAUAUAUGGUCAUGAGUCUAGUCAACUUCCUCUUUCCACCACCACUACUAAUGAUGUAGAAAAACCCUACAAAGAAAUCAACCCCACCACCACCUUAACUAAUAAUAUUCACAAUAGCAAAUACCUUCCCAAGAAUUACAACCAUGUGGCCUAUGUUACUGUCCUAAAGAACGAUGACGACAACAACAAUAACGAUGAAGAGUACAAGAAUACUGGUAGUAUUAAUAACAAGUACUACACUGGUGGCAGUACUAACAACAAAAACUACAACGGGGAAUACUAUAUUGGUG